Lottia gigantea (owl limpet) is the source of this 330-nucleotide messenger RNA. RefSeq lists its product as hypothetical. The transcript has 4 exons. The coding region runs from base 1 to 330 and encodes 109 amino acids. The record is from RefSeq and is a predicted model, not a curated record. NCBI's taxonomy places the organism in Eukaryota, Metazoa, Mollusca, Gastropoda, Lottiidae.
AUGGAUUUGAGGACUCAAAUUUCGACGCAAUCCAACCAGUCAUUAAAAUGUCCGCCACCAACAGAAGAUGAACAGAGUUCGCGAGAUGAGCCGAUAUUAAAUGGACCUAUUAGACCAACGUCACGUGACCAGCUUAGUGAUGCUAGUACUCAUUCUAGUUCUGGUAGAGGAUACCUGGCUUUUGUCGUUUCUCAAUUUGAAAAGUCAUUAUUUUCACAACCACCUGCAAAUUGGCUACAGCUAUCUUCAAAAGUAAACUCAAAAACCAAAGAUUUAAAUGCUGUUACUGGAUCACAGGCUAUGAAGCACCUCAUAGCACUGUUGGCUUGA